AUGCAAACUUCUACCACUCUUUUACUAGCACUGGCUGCAAUCCAACCAUUCUGUGCAUCAUCUGUCACCGCAGGAAGUUCUCAAGACCUAACCUUUGAUGAUAUCAUCGGAGACUUUAGCCGAUCUAUCAGCACCAGAAUAUCAAACGUCUUGCGGCACUCGGCGGACCCAGUCAGUUUGCAAGAUGUGGAGUUUAUCCAGCAAAUACCGUCAGUUGCAUUUGAUGAGAACUGCACCGACGCGGGCACAGUCAUAUACAGGUUUGGAUCAUUGACUGGCCUCGGAACCUUUGAACUAAGCAAUAUGAUUAUAGUUUCAGACGACAGUGUCAUUUCGAGCGUUCCGUUCAGUGGUUUCGACUGGGAAGGUACAUUCCUCGCCGAUGGCGUCCUACCCAACGGAUUGGAAGUGUUCAUCGAGGUGGAGCUUUCGGGGGAUGCCUGUGGUGAAGGCGUGCAUCAGACGAUGUCUGGUUUCCUCGUAAGCUUUAGCCCCACAAGGCUCAGCAUAGACUUGCAAGCCAGUGGCAACUCGAAAGAGGUUGCAUUCUCCGACGAAAUCUCCAACCGAGUCCGAGAAGUCCAGGUGGAACGAGCAGAACUAUCUGUGGACUCACUGACAUCUAACGUUGUCUUUGCCAACGGCGUUGACUUGGACGUGAAUGCAUUUCUGCCGGAUCUGUUGGACCGUGCCAUUGCCGAUGAACUUGGUCCUACCAUUCUGGGGAUUUUGAAUACUGCAAUAGUCGGACCCUUCACCUUUUAA
Seminavis robusta is the source of this 765-nucleotide messenger RNA. Lineage: Eukaryota; Bacillariophyta; Bacillariophyceae; Naviculales; Naviculaceae. The record is from the annotation of a GenBank genome assembly.